Molecule: messenger RNA, 1294 nt
Organism: Prorocentrum cordatum
Lineage: Eukaryota; Dinophyceae; Prorocentrales; Prorocentraceae
Source: the annotation of a GenBank genome assembly
GUCAGCUGCGACGGCGCGAGCCUGACCGCCGAGGCUGUGGAGGACAUCGUGCGACGAGUUCGCGCGGUCUCCUGCGUGUGUGAGCUGACCUGCAGCACGUCCGAUCACGACUUGCACUUAGUGUUGCUGACGACGGGCGCCAUCUGUGCGGGAAGGCCGCUUUUGGUGCGGGAGUUGUCGAGUAACUUGACCCUUGGUAGGCCCGUGGCCAUCAGAUACCCUGGCGAGGACCUUUGGCACGAGAGGAUCCUGAUAGGACCUGGACAUCGAGAUGCCGCGGGGGAAGUUACCAACUGGUGGAUCGUGACACCAGAUGGGGACUUCUACGAGGAAGACAUCUCCAUGGAGGCCCAGCAGGCCGUGGCACGGAUGCGAUCUGCGGGACAGGAGAUCCCCGACCUGCCGUAUUUCGUCAACGCGGACGGUGCCAUGGAGCCUCUGGGCGGGGUCGGCCGCCGACGUCGGCGCGGCGGGCCUGCAGAAGGCGAGGCUGUGGCUGCCGCGGGGCUUGCUCUAGUUGGGGGCACCGCGAUCCCCGACACUCCGCUGCCCGUCGACCUGGAGGCGGCCGAGGGCGCUGGCGGGGCGGCCGCGCCUGGGGCUGCGGCGCCCUACCUGGCCGUCCUGCCCGAGCGCCCCGCGCCUCGCGAUGGCCUGGUGUGGCUGGUGACCGAGAGUGCCGAUGGGCACGAGACGGUUGGCAUGGAGGUGACCCCUCGCGCCGGCGACGUCAUCAUCACGUCAACAAGCGGCCUGGCGCUAAGGCAUGUGAGUUUCUUGCAGGUGCAGGUGCAGGUGCAGGUUGUCUUGGGCCACGCCACUUGUUGCGGCCUCGUCGGACGUGAGACGUUGACUGUGUUCGCGACUGUCUGCCCGUUCAUCCGGCGGCACUACGACCGACCUGCCCCUUUUUGGCCAUCGGUUGCCGACGAGUUGAGGGCUUUCGCGGGCUUGAUGGUGCUGCUUGUGUCCAGCUGGGAGUCCGAUUGGAACCCACUGGUCGUGGCGACGGACGCCUCGGAGACGGGCUACGGAAUUUGUUCGCGCUGGUUCGACCCUGCAACGGUCGCCGCGGUAGGCCGCUGCCGCGAGCGCGACCGCUACCUUGCGGAGGGCCACGUGGGCACCCGUGCCGCCGCGCUGGGCGCUGACAUGGCCUGCGGGGAGCCUCUGCUGGUGGACGGCUGUUUGGGCCGAUCAGAUCUCCAGCCCGACCCGCGUUGCGCGGAGGUGCCGAGCUACAUGGCCGAAUCCGCAGGAUUGGGCGUGGUCGGCGGCUGGAAUUUCAACGCCG